AUGGGUAAGGUUCACGGUUCGCUCGCUCGUGCGGGUAAAGUCAAGUCUCAGACUCCAAAGGUCGAACCCCAAGAGAAAAAGAAGACCCCAAAAGGCCGUGCUAAGAAGCGCCUUCAAUACACUCGACGAUUCGUCAAUGUUACCAUGACUGGUGGCAAGCGCAAGGUGCGUACAAAACUUGAUUUGACGAAAAAGAAGAGCAAUAUGUCUAAUAAGACCAUCGAUAUCUUUGCAGAUGAACCCCAACCCAACAUCAUAAACGCCACUUUGCGUUCGAUCCGCUUUUUCCUUGAAUUUUCGUCCAUGUGGUUUUGUUACUUUGAUUUGCUUGGGAUAAGCACGCACGCUAGGCGAUACGCCGACCCCCGAAGCGACAUGGAGUGGGAGAGCUCUUUACCAUGGUAG
This is a messenger RNA of Ophidiomyces ophidiicola, 405 nucleotides long. It is a transcript of the gene rps30a, whose product is annotated as 40S ribosomal protein S30. Gene Ontology annotation, molecular function: structural constituent of ribosome. Bases 1 to 405 code for a protein of 134 amino acids. Gene Ontology annotation, cellular component: cytosolic small ribosomal subunit; ribosome. NCBI's taxonomy places the organism in Eukaryota, Fungi, Ascomycota, Eurotiomycetes, Onygenales, Onygenaceae. The record is from RefSeq and is a predicted model, not a curated record. Gene Ontology annotation, biological process: translation. The transcript is spliced from 2 exons.